Molecule: messenger RNA, 5839 nt
Organism: Osmerus eperlanus (European smelt)
Lineage: Eukaryota; Metazoa; Chordata; Actinopteri; Osmeriformes; Osmeridae
Gene: col17a1b
Product: collagen, type XVII, alpha 1b
Exons: 56
Coding region: 183-5066 (1627 amino acids)
Biological process (GO): extracellular matrix organization
Molecular function (GO): extracellular matrix structural constituent conferring tensile strength
Source: RefSeq, a predicted model, not a curated record
AGAAAAUAAGAGUGAAAAAAGAAACAUAAGGACACACCAUCCCACAAACGUUCAGUAGCAGUUCUCAUAUUUAAACAAUUUCUAUUUAUUGACUAAAUUCAGCGAUCCACGGAAUCAGAAGAUUUAGCGCGCACCUUUCCCCAACAAUCGUUCGUUUGGAAAGCUUUUAAAGUAGCUAUGGAAUGGAUGAUUUAAUAUCAACAAGACAUAGAAACCACUCAGGAGGCAGCUCAGGAGGAAAGGAAACUACAACCUCAACGAGUAGACUGACAUCUCUUCCACCGAAAGGCACUAGCGGAUCUAGUUCUCACAAGAGUAUGUCCAGCAAUGCUGGAGGCUUGGGGUUGGAGAAGAAUGUUUUGAUUCAAAACAGCAGUGAAAGUUAUUACACUUCCUCCUCUGUGGGUGUCAAUGCCAGUGGAUCCAGCCUCUCCUCUGGGGUCUACAAUGGAGGAGACUCCUAUGGAGGGCAAAGAGAAGGAGUUUGGAGUGGAGGAGGUGGAGGAGGUGGAGGAGGAGGAGGAGGGGGAGGAGGUGGUGGAGGAGGAGGAGGGGGAGGAGGUGGAGGAGGAGGAAGAAGUGGAGCAGGGGGAGGAAGUGGUGGUGGCGGUGGCGGAGGUGGUGGAGGUUACUCACUAGGAUUGUCAGCUGGAGGGAGCUCAGGGUCAAAGGUGAAGUCGAGCUCAUCAGCGGGCACCAGGAGAACCCACAGCUCUGCCUCCACAGGGGGUCUCUCCCCAGUCCUGCUGGACAGGAAGAACAUGAGCAGCCGCUCUGGGGGCUAUGAUGGAAGCUCAAGUGACAAUUCCUCCCCAGAGUUUAAACGCAAAGACUAUGGUUCGGGAGCCACCAGGGGACGGAGUCACACCAGAGAGAGUGAGAUCCGAGCCAGGCUGCAAAGUGCUUCUCCAUCCGCCUCCAGAUGGGCGGAGCUGGAGGAUGUGAAGAGACUGCUGAAGGGAGGGCGCUCCAACAGUGUCAGCCCCACACGCUCCUCCUCCACGUCCACCACCCUGCCUGUCCCCAGGAAGGCUGUUGUGGAGACCAAGAUACGCACUGGGGCCUCCCAGACAGUGGCAGGUCAAUAUGAGCCCACCACUCUGGACUCCACCCUACCAUCCUACUCCUGGUCCAGCUCCACCCUUCCCUCCUCCUCCAGCACCAUCGUCCCCAGCAGCGGCCACUACGGUUACCACAGCAACACCAACAACAUGUCCCCGGGCUCCUCCCCGCUCAAUGCCACUUCCUCGCCUUCGUCUUUGUCAGUGUACGGGUUUCAGAACAACCUGUCUCCCACAUCCAGUACUGUCCUUAGUACCAGUGGGGUCAACACACACGCAGGGAUGUCAGCAGGUGGAUAUGGAGUACAGAAGAAUGGAUCAAACAGUGUGGGUCUUGUGAGCACUGGAGUUUCCACCUCAACAAACUCUAGGUCAGUAGCUGAUGAUACAAACAGGAAAGAUUUCAAGUACCUGAUUCUGGAAAAAGAGAAUUAUCCAGGCAAGAGGGACACAGAAGUUCUCCUUAUGUCUAAAGACAGUGGGAAGAACUUCAGCAGCACUACAGCAGUUUCCCUCUCAGACAAUUCUAUGAAGAAAGGGAAAAUGUCAUCGAGCUACACUGAGACCACUCCACUGAAGUCUGAGUCUGGAGCUUAUUAUGGAUCCCCCAUGGUGUCAACGAAAGACAAAGCCACAUAUGCAGAGAUCCAUAAAGAGGGGGAGUACUAUGGAGGAGGAGGAGGAGGAGAAGGAGGAGGCUGUGGCUGUGACGAGUCCUGCUGCUCCUGGUGGAAGUGGCUGCUGGCUCUGCUGCUGCUCUCCCUGCUCCUCCUGGGGCUGCUGUUUGGCCUCAUCGCUCUGGCCGACGAAGUGAAGAAGCUGAAGUCUCGUGUGGCGGCCCUGGAGUCUGAGUCAUCCGCCAGCUCUGCCCGGACUAGUCGUCUGUCUGCCUCUGCCAACGACGUCAAUACACUGCAGUCUGGUUCUUACAUGGACAGCGGGGGCUACGCCCGUGCCGAUAACGGCCUGAACUUGGGCACAAACCUAGACACAGGCACGGGCACCUUCCUGGGCACUGGUACCAAUGGGCAAGUAGACAAUGAUGCCCUCCAGAGGACCAUCCAGCAAAUGAUGAGGGCUGAACUGCAGUCACAGUCAUUCAGAGCCCUUCUUACCUCGUCUGUGAGAGGAGAGAGGGGAGAGCCAGGACCCAAAGGUGAUAUAGGAAGUCCUGGAACUAAAGGUGACAAUGGUUUUCCAGGACUACCAGGGCCUCCAGGUUCCAUGGGUCACUUUGGACCAGAAGGACCCAAAGGACAGAAAGGAAGUGCAGGGGACCAUGGAGCAGAGGGACCCUCAGGACUCAGGGGUCGUGAGGGACCAACAGGGCCCAGAGGGGAGCCAGGUCCCUCAGGGUUUGGAGAAAAGGGGGACAAAGGUUCUUCUGGAGAACCGGGGCCUCCUGGUUCUGCUGGUCAAGUUGGUCUGGUCGGACCCAAAGGCUCACCUGGAGCUUCUGGGUCUCCUGGCACUCCUGGUCAACCAGGCCCUCAAGGCUUCCGUGGGGAAUCAGGACCAAGUGGACCUAAGGGGGAGAGAGGCACUGCUGGAUCUCAGGGCAUCAAAGGUGACCAUGGAGAGAAAGGACCUCGAGGUUCCCCAGGUGAUCCAGGGUUACCAGGACUGUCUGGGACAGCUGGAGAGAAAGGCCCUAAGGGUUCUGCAGGAGCCUCAGGAAUUGACGGUGAAAAAGGACAACGGGGUGAUCAGGGUCCUACUGGGUUACCUGGGAUUCGGGGUGCAGUUGGACCUCCUGGAGAUGCUGGCCUUCCAGGAACCCCUGGGAUUCAAGGACCGCCAGGAAUAGCAGGAAUCCCUGGACAGCCUGGACCUAAGGGAGAAACAGGCGAGCCAGGAAGAAUUGUCAGUGCAGUGGGUUCUAACUCUGUGGCCAUCCCUGGGCCCCCCGGCAGCCCUGGACCCCCCGGCACUGCUGGCCCUCCUGGCUUAUCAGGCCCCAUUGGCCCUGCUGGUCACCCUGGUCAGCCUGGUCUUAAAGGUGACAGAGGAGACAGAGGCGAACAGGGAGAGGCAGGAAUCUCAGUGAGAACCACAGAAACAGUGAGCUCAUCCAGAGCUGACAGACAGUUUGGUUCUGCACCAAUCCCAGGGCCACCAGGCCCUCCUGGACCCCCUGGAUCCCCUGGAGAUAGCAGGUCAGGACCUCCCGGUCCUCGUGGUCCUCCAGGUGAAGCAGGAUACGGUAGACCUGGUCCAAGAGGAGAGAAAGGGGAGCCAGGAAGCUUUGUGCCCAAUUCAGGAACCUUCUUUGCUGGACCUCCAGGACCUCCUGGUCCAGCAGGGCGCACAGGGUCACAGGGUCUACCUGGGCCAAGAGGAUUCCAAGGUGAUGCUGGCCAGCCAGGUCUGCCAGGAAGACCAGGAGGCUCUGACAGAGGAGAAUCGUACAGCACAGUUCAGGGACCACCUGGACCCCCCGGUCCUGCAGGACGGCCAGGACCAGAGGGACGGAAAGGGGAUUCUGGAGUACCCGGUUCUCCUGGUAUUCCUGGCUCGUCUCGAGGCGCAGCCUCAGCCACCCCAGGACCUCCUGGUCUUCCGGGUCCUCCUGGCAUCCCAGGCAUCCCAGGGACCUCAUCCUCUGUUGAUAUGCGGCAAUACAUUACCGACUAUCUAAGUAGGACUCAAGGUUCUGCUGUCUCUGGCCCCCCCGGCCCCCCUGGUCCUGCUGGAGUGCCAGGAUCUUCUGCCUCAAUUGAAGAUAUCUCUCAACAUGUCAUCGCCUUCCUGCACCGUUCAGGAUACAUUGGCGUUAGCGGUGCCCAGAGCUCCUCUGGAUCCUCUGGCUCCUCUGGCUCUUCUAGAUCAUCUGGAUCUUCUGGCUCUCAGCUCUCAUCCUCAGAACUCAUUUCAUUACUACAGAGGGAAGAUGUGAGGCGGUAUAUACAAGGUUUAAAUGGGGCACAUGGAACAAGGACAGGCGUCGCAGAUAAGUACAACCCACAAGAAAUCGCAGAAUACGUCUACAGAAUUGUGACCGAGCGUGGUAUUGGUGGCAGUCAGCCUGGACCUCCGGGUCCUCCUGGAUCUUCAGGUCCUCCUGGGACCCCAGGGUUGCCUGGUACCUUUACUGGUGACUACUCCUCACUGUUGAGAAGUUCAGAGUUCCGUGCCAUGGUGAGUCGUUCAGCGGGACCCCCUGGACAACCUGGUUCCCCAGGCCUCCCUGGUCCCCCUGGCCCACCUGGCAGCACAGGAAGGUCAGUCAGCGUGGGCUCAACUGGCUACAGAGUGGAGGACAUCCAACGUUAUCUACAGAGCUCCGGGUUCAGUGGUCCUCCUGGUCCUCCUGGUCCUCCUGGACCCCAGGGACCCCCAGCAAACUCCAGGGAACUUGUGCCUGAUGUCAGCAACAGGAACUACCCACGAGAGCAGAUUCGGGCUGAACUCCAGGAGUACUUGUCCAGUGAUCACAUACGGCGUUCCAUGGUGGGCUCCCCAGGGCCUCCUGGCCCUCCUGGCCCCCGCGGCCUCAAAGGGGACAGUUACUCCCAGGGAGACCCUCGAUACCACCAGGACUCUGAGCGCUCCCAGGCUGACGUGAGGAGACUCAGUGAGACCCUGGACUACUCAAACGUGGCCCUGAGAGUCACAGACUACAUCCGGAACCAAGGCUUACUGCAGGACUACCUGGUUGAGGGCCCCCGACGAGGAGGCAUUAUGGAGGUCCAAGGUCCACCAGGCCCUCCCGGCCCCCCUGGGGCCCCUGGGUACAGCCGUGUCAUCGGCUCCUAUGGGAAUGUGACAGCUGACCUCAUGGACUUCUUUAGAACGCAUGGCACCAUUGUUGGCCCCCCAGGCAGGCCUGGAUCAAAGGGAGACAGAGGAUACCAAGGUCCCAAAGGAGAGAAAGGUGACAUCGGCCACCCAGGACUACCAGGACUGCAAGGGUUCCCUGGUUAUGACACCUCCAGACUAGAGACUGUCCAGACAGAUGGCGUACGAGUUGGUCGUUAUCGUCAACGUCGGAAUGUUGGAACCUAAUGUGUAUUUUUCUAGCUUCAAGGACAAAUUCAUUAGAUUCAGUCCUGUUUGUAGAUGGAAAUAGAGCAGUGUGUAUAUUAGAUGCUGAAUGUAGAGAAUACUUCUUGCCUCACAAAUUAUACAACUUUGGAUUUGACUGAAUGCUGUUGAGUGGAAGGUUUGGGAAAUGUAUUGAUGGGACUAGAUUGCAAUGUGACAGCUGUCUCAGUGAAGUGAUUCUUUUGGUUGCAGGUCAGUGAGGUUGUAUUUCUGUUUACAUACAGUACAGGUGUAUGCGGUUGUAUUCUGUUUACCUAUCUUUCUAUGUCUCUUUAUUUCUUAAGGGUAUACACAUGGGAGAUUAUACAUUUGUAGGAUAUUAAUGGUGAUUAAUGUUUCAUAAAAAUAUAUUUUAAUUGCACUUAUCAGUCUGCCAAUAUAGACAGAACAUUUGACAAUAAACGUUUUACUUGAGCACCCUUGUAGGAACGUCAUAUGGUACAACAGCUGUUGGUCACAGCAUGAAAUGUCAUGGAUAAAAGAAUCUGCUAAAUGAAUACAUUAUUUUUUUUCUACCACAAGCUAUUAUCCACUAUGACAAAUGUUGUAUUCUUAGUCAAAUGUCACAUGGUCCAACCUUAUUGACCCAAAACUGAUUGGAAUGUAUAUUUUUAUGACAGCACUGAAAUUUACUUCACUUGAUGUUGAAAUGUUAUUCCGAUUUUCUUUUAACAAUCUAUUAAUGCUAAAUAAACGUGAUUACCAUUAAAGUCAAAGUAAUUUAGAAACUGACA